Molecule: messenger RNA, 2439 nt
Organism: Aspergillus glaucus CBS 516.65
Lineage: Eukaryota; Fungi; Ascomycota; Eurotiomycetes; Eurotiales; Aspergillaceae
Product: FTFMHR domain-containing protein
Exons: 3
Coding region: 1-2439 (812 amino acids)
Biological process (GO): DNA-templated transcription; regulation of transcription by RNA polymerase II
Cellular component (GO): chromatin
Molecular function (GO): DNA-binding transcription factor activity, RNA polymerase II-specific; zinc ion binding; RNA polymerase II cis-regulatory region sequence-specific DNA binding
Source: RefSeq, a predicted model, not a curated record
AUGGCGCGUGGGAGACCAAAAAGUUACAUCGCCCCAUGCCGUUUUUGUAAUAAACAAUUUAAGCGGCUGGAGCAUUUGCAGAGACAUGAGCGUACACAUACACAGGAGAAACCAUUUGUUUGCCAAUGUGGUCGCUCAUUCUCCCGGCAGGACCUUUUCAGCCGCCAUGAACGGCUUUCUCAUGCGUCCACAGGCGCAACGGAGGUUGCUCACUGUCAGCCUUCAUCAUCCACGACUAAUCCUCAUGGCCAAGAUGGAACCAAUCUGCUGGCAGAUCCACCGCCUCAAGUUUUGGGGGACAACAGUGUCAUGGAAACUACCGGCUCGGCUCCGGAUACGGGUAGUUCAACACAAUCAGACCCUGCAGUACCCGUGAAUCCCUUCAUGUUUGGCUCUUCCACUGGGGAUUUUUCUAAUCUGGGCUUUAUGCAACCAAAUGGUGACGGAUUGAAUGGGAUUGACCUGCUUGAUGAGAAUAGCUCAUUGGCCUUUCCUGACUUCGUCCCUUCUCAAUUCUUGGAUACAGACAUUUCACUAUCUGAACUUCUUCAUCAAAGCUCCCUUCCGGCCCAUCUGAACUUCAUGGGACCAGAAUGCCCAACAGCGCUCGCUGAAUCGCAGACUCCCCAAGCUCAACCACACUCUCCGACGAUACACCCGGGCCAGGAUUUGAACUCAGCCGCAUCGCCUCCUCCCAGAAUCCCGUCUAUUGAUGACCAACAGAACACCAGUCACUCCGACUUGGCAGACGAAACAGCCGAAAAACCAUGGGCAGUGUCUGCUUCAGCCUACCAGGCGAUUUCCAACAAGUUGUUCCAGAGCAAAUCCGUUUUAUCUACCUCGACAGAGUUCUCGCUUCCUUCCAGGCAUACCCUUGCGCGCUAUCUUGAAGGUUAUUUCCGUGGAUUUCAUCAUCAUUUGCCCUUCCUUCAUUUACCAAGCUUUGACCCGGAAAAAAUCGGUUUGGAACUCCUUUUUGCGCUGGCCGCCCUCGGUGCGUUGUAUCGCUUCGAAAAAGCAAGGGCCUAUCAGAUGUACGGAGCCUGCCGGUCCCUGAUUGACAAACGCAUGAAAAGCCACCGUCAACAAACAAUCGCACAAUUGACUGCGCUCGCAGAAACUGACACGGUAAGACCCGCGGCGCAUUCAUCCUAUUAUGCUCGCACCCCUCAACAUGUCACUGCGAGUGCUGCGGUAUCAGAAGCUCCGUAUCCGACUCUACAACAGGUACAAGCCAUGAUUAUCCUCAUGGCUAUGACAGCAUGGUGCGAAGAGCCGUUGGUACGGGAAAGUCUUGCCAUGAGCAGCCAGGUUGCCAUCUUCGUACGGUGCCUGGGAAUACACCAGGAUGACAACAUUAUUGGUCAGGAGAUGGAGUGGUCAGCUUGGAUCGCUCACGAAGAGCGACGGCGUACUCUACUGGUGGCCUACAUCUUCUUCAAUCUCCAGAGCAUCACAUUUAACAUCCCGCCCAUGAUAUUAAGCCAGGAGGUCGCGAUUUGUUUACCAUCAUGUGAAGCAGAAUGGAAUGCUCCUUCAUCUACUACCUGGCAGCGGCACCGCGCACAGUCUGCCCUGCGCGAGCGUUCCUUUACCACCACCCUCGACCAACUCCUCAUGGGACAAAGUAUUUCCGACAAAGGAGCUGUGUCAGGAUUCUCGAACUAUGUCCUCAUUCAUGGGAUCGUGCAGAAAAUAUUUAUUGAUCGUCAAGCGGCAGGCUUUCAUGUGCAAGAGCGCUCUCAAACAUGGUCGAUGUCACUCAAAUCGACAGAAAAGGCCUUGCGGGCUUGGCAGUGGUCCUGGGAAGCGACGACGGAAUCAACACUAAAUCCUUCUUCUCCAAAAGGCCCCUUGGGGUUCAGUGCAACGGCCUUGCUUCGCCUGGCGCACAUUCGACUUAACGCCAACCUAGGAGCGUGUCGUGAUCUCACCUCCGGCGACCCCGAGCGCAUUCGACAAGUGUGCACCAACACGCAGCUAUGCCCCCUCGCUCGCUCACCCUCCUUGGACCGAGCCAUCCUGCAGUGUAUCCAUGCCCUGAGUAUCCCUAUUCGCAUCGGUAUACCAUACGUGGCACGUACGCAGACCCUCCACUGGAGUACCGAACACGCGAUCUGCUACCUGGAGUGUGCCUUUCUUCUUACAAGAUGGAUGCAGGAAGCAGCAGAGGCUGUCCGCAUCGACGGCAUGGCGGCAUUACGCGAUGAUGAGCAGAAAUUGCUUGGUAUGACGCGCAACCUCGUGGGAGAAACCAAUCUAGAAGUGGUCGAUUCCACCGAGGAUCCCUCUAUGCAGAUUCGCCGACUUGCAGUUGCUACGGCCCGGUUAUGGGCGGAUAUCUCCAAUGGAAUACAUGUAUUCCAUUUCGAGCAUCGAGUUGGCAUGUCUUUAUCGGUCAUUGCUGACCUCCUAGAAUCUGAACUGUCUCGUUCUUAA